Argiope bruennichi is the source of this 8087-nucleotide messenger RNA. RefSeq names its product forkhead box protein O-like. Gene Ontology annotation, molecular function: RNA polymerase II cis-regulatory region sequence-specific DNA binding; DNA-binding transcription factor activity, RNA polymerase II-specific. NCBI's taxonomy places the organism in Eukaryota, Metazoa, Arthropoda, Arachnida, Araneae, Araneidae. Bases 834 to 2564 code for a protein of 576 amino acids. Gene Ontology annotation, biological process: regulation of transcription by RNA polymerase II. The transcript is spliced from 4 exons. Gene Ontology annotation, cellular component: nucleus. The record is from RefSeq and is a predicted model, not a curated record.
AAUCAACUAGUAACUGCAAUGUGAGCUGCGAAAUGAGUACGUCGCAAACUUCGGUCCGAUAUUCGUGAUCCAUACGCGGGUUUUGUUGUUGUUUUUUGACCACCUGUGGAUUUCGUCCCGAAAGUUGAGCAAGGGAGAAUCGGAUGAGAGUUUCUAGCGAUCAUCUACGAAAUUUUUGAAGUCUCUUCGAACCUUUUACACGUAUUCUUUCGCCGCGAAAUCGUGAUUGGAUUUUUGUCCUUCUAUUUAUUUUUCUUUUCCUUAAUGAGUGUGUAACUUUGCAAGUGCGUCGCACAAAUUGUCUCAAAACGUUUUCACUGAUCCUGCUUGUGUGUUGUGGUGUGACCCAUCCGUUUUAUUUUCUGGAAAAGAAUAAAGUGAAUAUCUGUGUUCUAUUCCAAACCGAAAUGUAUAUGCGGCGUUUAGAGCAUGUUUUUCAUCCACCUAGUGCGUAUAUAAGUAUCUCGGUUACGUAACGGCUUCUGGAUUGAAAACAAAGUAAUGUGAUCGUCGCUGAAUUUACCUAGUCCACAUAGUUCAACUUUCGUUUUUUGCUCAAUCGUUGAUUUAGUGUUUAUUCUUUUUUGUUUGUUGAAUUCUAUUUUUACCUUUUGGAUUAUUUAACAAGACUUCGUCAAAAGCAUGGUGGUGCAAUUUUUUGGAACUGUUGACUAUAAUCGCUGUUCAAGUUUAAUGAACAAAAUUGACCAUUGAUAUCUCCAUGUGAUAACUAUCUACCAAGUGGACAAAAUAAUAUCGCUGAUUGAUUGAUUUAUUCUUAUUUUCGUUCUCCCACCCAAGUCUUCAAAGUGGAUUACCACGGACUUCAUAACAUGGAUCCGCUGGACAUAGAUCCGAACUUCGAGCCCCAGACGAGGGCUCGGUCCAAUACAUGGCCUUUGCCUCGACCAGACAACUUCACAGAACAGGAUGGAGAGGAGAAAGGGGUUCUGCCUGUCCAUUUGCAGGGUCACAACAUGACAGGGGGCCUUGACCCUACCCCAAAAAAGAAUUCCUCUCGGCGGAAUGCUUGGGGGAACAUGUCCUAUGCGGAUCUCAUCACACAGGCCAUACAAAGUUCGCAAGAAAAGCGAUUGACUUUAGCUCAGAUAUAUGAGUGGAUGGUGCAGAACGUCGCCUACUUUAAAGACAAAGGGGAUAGCAACAGUUCUGCAGGAUGGAAGAAUUCAAUCCGUCACAAUCUGUCCCUCCACAACCGCUUCAUGCGCGUCCAGAAUGAGGGCACGGGCAAGAGCUCUUGGUGGAUGAUCAAUCCCGACGCCAAACCGGGCAAGGCAGCUCGCCGCAGGGCCACCAGCAUGGAGACACAGAAGUACGAGAAAAAGCGUGGCCGCGUCAAGAAGAAGGUGGAAGCCCUCCGCAAUGGGGCUACACCAAGCCCGAGCUCUUCCGUCUCCGAGGGACAGGACCUCUUUCCGGACAGCCCCGUGCACCACGGAUUCCAGCUGAGCCCAGAUUUCCGUCCCAGGGCAUCCUCCAACGCCAGCUCAUGCGGAGGCGGUAGGCUUUCGCCUAUACCUGCGGUCGAGUCGGACAUGCACGAUGGGGACCUGCCCCCACUGUCACCCAUCCCUUGGAACUCGGAGUUACCUCACAUGACUUAUGAGCCGAAUGCUGCAUCGACUGGCAGUGCCAUGGACAGGUUCACCACUGACCAUCUGGUCAAAUCUCUGGCAGAGUCGAUGAAAUUGCGCAACGGAACGGGCGGGGAUCCUGAUGGCGGUUUUGCCCAUCUCACUGACUGCGCCGUGAAGCCAAUCUCCAAUGGACGACCCCCACAACAGCAGCUAGGAUCGGGCGGGAGCUAUACUCUUGCUUAUUCUCCUCAAUAUGGCAGCAAUGGAAGUGUGGGGCGCACGGCACCGGAGUACCAUCCACCUUCCUACCAGCAACAGGCUAGUCCUGAUCCACUUGGUGCUAUGGCCAAGAGGCCUUCUCCACCUCAGCAACAGGUAAUUGAGACAGGUAAUGGUAGGUUUUUGACCCGCCUCCAAAGCAUUGGCAGCAACCAUCCACACACGAUGUCUGCCUCUUCACAAAUGGAUGGAAUGUAUCACAGACAGGUAUCCUUCAUGGACAGUGUGGAGCCCAUAAUGAGAAGUGCACCCCAGCAACUUCCACAGCAGCAACCACCACCACAGCAACAAUCUAUGUACAAAGAAAUAAAAGAGGAGCGAUUGUCACCACUUCUUGCUGCAUGUUCUGCCCCGCAACAAAAUCCUAUACCCUCGUAUCAUCAGCACAUGAUGAACCACCAACAACAGCAGCCGCCGCCCCAUCACCAGCAACAGCAUGCCACAUCUUUGGUUAAUACAGCAAGUCAUGUGAGCAGUCACCUCAUGUAUAAUCCUUUUCCACAGGAUCUGGACUUCGAGCCACUCCCCGGUGGCCUAGAGUGUGACGUGGAUCAGGUGAUUCGUCAUGAACUCAGUGUGGAUGGUAACCUGGACUUCAACUUUGAUCCAUCGGCCAUGAAUGGAUCAUCGGCGAACUCGCAGCACCACCAGGCUGCAAUCACCACUACAAGAUCAUGGGUGCAUUGAAAAGGGCAAUGUAUCUCUCUGAGAGGUGACGUUGGAUAGACCUUUGGGUUUUGUAGAGGAUAUAUUGACAAAUAAAAGGAAAUGGUAUGCAGACACUUACCAUUCCUUCAUCGGGUUACCAGAAGAAAUUACUGAAAUGUUAAGAAUCUCAUUUUCGUGUUGUGGGCUAUUUUUAAGAUACAUGCGUUGAGGAUUCCGCCUAAAUUUUGCUUACUUGGAUGGUAUUGAUUUUUACCAUUGUUGAUGUUGCUAGUCUUUUAAUGAUCUUUAGUACUUUUAAGAAACAGAGUUUUGCAUCUUUAAUGCUUUAUGGUGAAAUAAUAUAAAGAAUGAUUAAUUAAAUAAACUGCUUAAAAAGAAAGGCAGUCCAUAAUUUCUAAUAUACCGAGAGACAAAAAUGAUCAAUUCCAUAAUAGGAUGUUCUAAACUAUUUUAAAAUUUUAAUCAUUCUAUAAUCUUUAAAUUGGUAAGUAUAAAAAGAGGGAUUAUUUGAAAAAAAAAAAAAAAAAAAAAGAAGUAGAAUCCUUUCAUUCUUUAAUGGAUAUUUUAUCAUUCGUUUAAAUUUAGUGAUCGCUUUUUGAAGUUCUGUAUUUAUGAGACACUGAUGUCUUAAAAUAGUUCACGAUUGAAUAAAAUUCUUAACAUUUCAUCUUUUCUAAAUGGAUGUUUUGUGUUUUAAACUGUUUACUACAUUUUAUUUGAAGAAGGGGUUCUUUUAUGUUUCAGAGGAGAAUAUGUCAUAAUAACUAAAUAGAGAGGAAAAUAUUUAACAGUGUGUGCACUUUUUUUUUGCCAUAUUUCAAAACAUUAGUUUUUUGUUUUCAUUUUGUAUUUUAUCACUUUGAGAGAGGGCAGACAGCUCUCAACAACUUGGGACAUAUCCCAAAGACUUUGUAGGAAGAACAUUUCUCUUACUCCCCCCUGCGUGGAUGGACAUUUUCCUUUGCAGUGUUUGUGUUUACCAAGGAAAGAAAAUGUACAAAAUAUUUUUUUGUUUUUCCUUUUUUUUUUCUUCUUCUCUCUCUCUCUCUCUCUUUCUUUCCCUCUAGUUGUUGUUAUAGCACAUAAAAGUGCAGUUUUUCAAAAGACUAUAUUCAUAUAUUUACGACUGAAAAUUUUGCUGAAGCUUAAAUGUUUUCAUGAGUAAACUGCUGUUUUGUAAAUAUAUAUAAAUAUAAAAUAAAUAUAUCUAUAUCUGUCUAUAUAUAUAUAUGUAUGUAUGUAUGAAACUACAAACUGGUUAUGUAGAAAAAGUAAGAUAGCCCCCCUUCCCCCCGCCCAUUAUUUGGAAUCAUAGCUCAAGUUUUCCAAGAAACAAUGCCACUUACUUUUAUCAUCUGUUUUGCAGUGCAGACAAAGUGUGUUUUUUUCCUAGUAAGCUAGUUUGAACUAUUAUACUUGUGUAGAAUGUUAGUGAAAAAUUUAAAUAGUGGAAAACGCUUUUUUCUCCCUCUUCUAGUAAUUUUGGCAUAUCUCUAAUAGUCAGAUAUCUGGUAGAUCCAACCAUAAUGUUUUGAUUUGUGAUGCAUUUCAAAUUUUGUUUUUAAAUAAUAAUAUAUUGAGGUUUUAUAAAAAGGAAAUUUAUAUUACUAGAGCUUUACUGUACUGAAAGAAAUUACUGAAUUUUACACAAGUCAUGCUCUUGUCAGAUCUUGUCUGUCCACAAUUAGUUUUAUUAGCUGAAUUUUUAAUUUAUGUAUCUUUUUAAAUCCAUUGUGAUUGAAAUUUGCUAAGCAGAUAUUUAAUUUCACAAACAGACUAAGAUUGGGACUGUUAAUGUGAUUUGUUUUUAUAUCAUUUAUUAAUUAAGCAUUUGUCAUAUUUAUAAUUCUUACAAACCUACACAGAAAUUUAUUGGGAACAGUGGUUGUUAGCAUAGAAUAUUUUCAAUUUUCGAGAAACUUCAAAAUAUUAAUAAAAAGAUAUUGAUUUUAAAGUACAGUUUUUAAGGAGCUAUUAAUAAAGCAGUUGUUUUCUGAUGUUAAAAAUUUUUAAAGCAUUUUAAAUCCUUGCAUUGAAGAAAGUUUUAACUUUGCAAUUAGUCUUUGCCGUGGUGCGAACAUUUCAAAUGUGAUAUGCAUAAAAACUUUCUUUAAUCCAAAAAUCUACAACAUCUUAUAUCAUUCUUAUUUAACAUUACAUAAAUUGUUUCAAAUGUCCAAUAGUUAUAUGUUAGUUAUUUCUCCCAUAAACAUUCAAAUGGUUGCUUAUUAAAUAGUUAUAUUUUUGGGCUGUAAUUUUACACAAGUGAUUUAUAAUAGAAUGUUGGCAAGCUAGUAAGGAAAAAAAAUGACGUUACGUUAUGAACUUUUCUUUAUUUUUAUAUGUGCCAUAACUUUUAAGCAGGCUGGAAAUUGGUGGCAAUAUGUUAGUUUGUUAUUACAGCGAUGUCAGUUGGUAGAAAAUUAAAACUGAUGUUUCAACAAUAGUUUAGUAAAAGCUUAGCCCUACUUCUUAAAUGUUUAUAAUAUAUAUAUAUAACAUUAUUCCCCUGAUAUAAUUUAUAAGGGAAUGUAUUGUUCUUAUUAUAUAAAUUAAACAAAACAUAUUGAAAAAUUGCAAAUUUUUUAACAUUUUUUUAUUUGUUAUGGAAAGCAUUUUAAUCCUAACAAUUUUUUUCUUAAUAAAAUAGACAAUAAAAAUUGGAAUAAAAAAUUAUUAAUAUUUUCUGAUAUUCUAUAGUUUUAAUUAAAUUAAAUGGCUUUUACAUACCCUGAAUAUUUGUCACUCUUAUCUACCUGUUGUUUAGACAAUUUAGUUAAAUUUUGGUUUUAAUUCAAAUAUCUCAUUUUUAAAACACCUAAAAAUUAAAAAUAAAUAACUGAAACGUUGCUAUAAAUUUCCAAAAGAAAUAUUUAAAAAAUAUGUAUUUUAUUUCAUAUAAAUAUCAUUAUUUCCAACAUUUUUGCAAAUGCAGUAAGUAAAUGCAUUUUUUUUCAGUACAAUAAUAAAUUUAUUAAAAAUUAUAUAUUUCCUCAAUUGAAAUAAGUUUAUUAUUACCAUAAAAAAUGUAUUCUACUUUUUUGUUGUUGUUGUUGAAAUUGAUUUAAUAAUGAGUGACAAUUUUUCAGGGAUAACAUUUUUUUUACAAAUAUUUUACAUUUGAUUUUUUUAAUAAUAUUCUGCUUACUUAUAUUAUGAUAAAAAUCUGAUUUUUUAAAAUUAUUAUUUAAGUUCCAUUAUGUGUUUUUUUUUCUAAUGUUUUUAUGUCAGCAUCAUUUUAUUGAGCAUUAUUGUGCUUUUUUAUUUCCCCCUGUUUCAGUAAAGAUGUUAGGUUUAGCAAUUUUUAACCAUGAGACAUUAGUUAACAUUCAGCAUAUUUAAAUACACAUUUAUUUCACUAUUCCAAUCAUAUGUGCCUAAUCUAACUAUUUAUGGAAAAAAUUACAAAUUGUGAUUUCGAAUUGGAUCGUCAUUGUUUUACGGUCCAUACAAGGUGCUAUAUCAUAUGAAUGCUAUAUUGAUAUAAAGUAAAAUGUAUUAAUAAUUUUAGAACUAGAUGUAUAAUAUUUUUGGGCUAACCAGAAAGAAAAAAAAGAGUGCUAUUUCCUAAUGAGUUGAAAUUGUCAAUCAAAAAAAAAAUCCCAUUCGUCAUGCUUUUGUUCAUUGUUCAGUGAUGAGAAUUUUUUUCAUUGUUAUGUUGUCUUACUUUUAGAGCAGAUUAUCUCGAAUGUUUUACGGCAGUUACUUUGUGUUUUAUUUUUUAGAAGCGUGAAUAUCAAAAAAAAAAAAAAAAUCCAGUAUAUGUGUAGGGUGCAAUUUUUUCUCUUUAUUAUUUAAAUCAAAAGAAAAAAGUAGCAAUACAAAAUCAAAAGUUGUUGAUUUGUGAACAGCUCCUGAGUUGGCUGAAAUCAAAAUAUAAGUUUUUAAUAAAAUGCAUCCUGUCUCUGUUAUCUAUAGAAUCUAAGAGGUUUAUUGUACUUGCAUGUUGAUGUAGAGCUAUUUGAUGUAAUAUUUCAUGUGAGCUUGUUUUAUUCUACUCAAAUCAACGUCCACACUCGGUUUGUUUUCAUGUGACGUUAAAUCGCCUGCACUCGAUUCCGUGGCGCGGACUUGAAUCCCCUGUUCGAAGAGAUGGAGUGUGUGUUAUGUCUCGAAUACAAAGAUUUUAUUUAUACGCUAAGUCACGCCAAUUUAAAGUCACUUAAAAACGAACCGCUUGAAGCGUAUGCAUAUCGUACAUAUUAUGUUUUGGUGCAACUUCAUGUGACUUAAAAUUGUGUACUGCGAAGAACUAAUAGGGUAGACUGAACUUGCUCUUCAGAUGAUGUGGUGGCCGUGUACGUGCGAUACUCUGCUGUACGUUUUUGUUGAUUAUUCAUCUUAUUCUGAGUGAAUACAAUCAAAAUUUAUUUCAUUAUGUAUCUUUUAUCUAAUCAAAAAAAAAAAAAAAAAAAAAAAGAAACCACUAUUUAAGAAGUAAUGGAUUUAUUAGAUUGUUAUUGAAAUAAACUAUAUUUGUUUUAUUAAUGAAGGCUUCAUUACUCUUUAAGUAUUCGUUAACGUUAUAAUUGAAUUAACUAUUUAUUAAAUAAUAAAUUGCUGUUAUUAAAUCAGAUAUUUAAUAUUUUUAGUAAGUAUAUUUUUUGCAUUUUAAAAAUUUACUUUAAUAUAAUACGUAAAUAAAAUCAAAAUUCCAUUUUUAAUUACGUUUUUUUUAUAAAUAUUAUAUCUAAUUUUCAAUGAAUUUUGUACCAUAAUAUUUCUAGAUAUUAAUUGCAGACAACGCAACAACUAUUUAUAAUAAUCUAAUUAUUAUUGAUUAACUAUAUGUAUUAAAAGGCAUGAAAUGUGUUUAUUAUUAAAUAAAAGUUUAAUGAUAUUCACGAAAAAAGAAGUUUAUUUUAAUUUUAAAACACGCACAAAAUAUUAUUUACAAAAUUACAACUCGCACAUCUGCCAAAGUCAUCUAAAGAAAGAGCAUACCCAUAUAAAUCAUUCUGAGUGCGGUCCUGUACGCAUGAAACUGAUGAAAAACUUUGGAGAAUGAGCUUUAUAUUGUAAAAUAAAAUAGAGUAAAGACGAAGAUACUAGAACCCGUAACGCCACAGAUGGAUAGUUUAGAUAUAAUGCGUUACGGUGUGGAUUAUCACAACGGGGAUGUAGAUAUUAUAUUUUGAACAGUGUAUUUUCGGAUUUAAAGAUACUGAGAUGCGAAUGAGAGACAUAUUAUAAGAGUAUUUAAAAGUUGUGUGUCCUAUAAGAAUUUGAACGUGCUGCCUGCAACAAGCUCCCAAAGGGAAAUUCGUGCUGUGUGUGUUUUUGAAAAAUUAAUGGCUUCUUUGAGGAAGAGAUUUGUAAAAUUAUUAUGAGACAUAUAUAUAUAUUCUAAAAAUACGAGUGGUUCAUACAAAAACACAUGUAAAAGAGUAUUGUGGAUUCUUUUUUUCUUUUGAAAUAUGAAGCUUUUACAUUUUAGUGUGACUCCAUGUUAUUGUUGUUUAUUGUCCUUCGCCAAAUUAUGAAGCACACAUUCACAUUGUCAUUCAUGUCAAAGUGAUUAAAAUGUUUUGUGAAGAGUUA